Molecule: messenger RNA, 1850 nt
Organism: Manihot esculenta (cassava)
Lineage: Eukaryota; Viridiplantae; Streptophyta; Magnoliopsida; Malpighiales; Euphorbiaceae
Product: aspartate racemase
Exons: 2
Coding region: 461-1492 (343 amino acids)
Source: RefSeq, a predicted model, not a curated record
UGCUAGAAUUCCUUAUUCAUAUUUGUCAGACAGGGAUAGAAAAUAAAAAUAAUGGAGAGAUAGGCAAUAGAAGCCUUGUCUUUAUAUGGAUCUGCGAAUAUCAUUUUUUUUUUUUAUGUUAUCUGUAUUUUGAAUGAUUGAUGAUGAUGCAGGUGUAUUGAAAACCAUGUUGAUUCCCUAUACCUUCUCAUGAUUGAUCAUUCGAUAUCAUUAAUGCGUUCUUGAAAUGGCUGUCCAUAGUUGAAGAAUCUUGUACUUGACAUAACCCUUGUUCAUGCUUACGAUAAAAACACGCUUGUUGGGUUUUUUCUUGUUUAAAUCAUGGGUUAAAGUUGAACAUGUGGGUUUUUUAUUCUGCAACUGUAAAACUUGAAACUAGCCUACAAAUGGGUUAGUUUAUGAUAAAUUGUGAGUUUGAGUUCUGGGGUUGAAAGGUUCUUUCCAGUCUUAUGGUGUAGGAAUGUUUUGUCUCCACCAUAGCAGAUCUUGGAGAAAAGAAACUGGUUUGGGUUUAAGGACGUUUGAUGGAGGAAUGGCAUUCUCAUUUCAUAAAUUAAAUUAUUCACCAUUUCUUGUAGGUAAUAUACAUAAGAAUAGGAGUCAUUAUAGAGCAAGAACAGAUCUGUCUGUAUCUGUUCACUUUUUCUCAGUUUUUGUUCAAAUUGAUGAGAGUAGAAGUUCAUCAAAAUCCAAGAAGAUUUCACUUUCAGGUACUGCUCCAAAAAGAUAUCAGAACCCCAAUUCCCUGCUGAAACAGGCAAAUACAGUGGGAAUCAUUGGAGGUGCAUCUGUUCUAUCUACUCUUAUUUUCCUGGAAAAGCUUGUCUGGUGGAGCUCAAGAGAUGGAGAGGAAUGCAUUCCUUUUGUUGUGUGCAGCGAUCCUUCAAUAACUAGGGUGGUCCCAUCACAUUCAUUUAGCAGCAGAAAUGCAGAAAUUGAAUCAAAUGUUGGCUUGCUCAUUGAGAAUUUGCAGUGUAAAAUGAAAUUUCUUGAGCAGUCUGGUGCUCGUUGCCUGGUGAUGCCAUGCCAUGUUUCACAUGCGUGGUAUGAUGAGAUAUCUGAGGGCUGUAUGCUGCCAUUUUUUCAUGUUGGUGAUUGUGUUGCUAGUGAGCUCAAGGAAGCUAAGUUGAAGCCACUUGAAGCUGGGAGUGAUGUGAGAAUUGGGAUGCUUGCUUCAAAUUCAACUUUAACUGCCGGUUUUUAUCAGGAAAAACUGCAGAAUCAGGGCUUUGAGGUUGUGUUGCCAGACAAGGCAACCAUGGAUCACAUUCUAAUCCCUGCAAUUGAAGCGGUGAGUAGAAGGGACAUGGAAGGGGCAAGAAAUCUCUUAAGAGUAGCAAUCCAAAUUCUUUUGAUGAGGGCAGUGAACAAAGUAAUCCUUGCUUCUGAUGAACUUCAGGGUCUCCUGCCUUACGAUGAGCCUCUUCUGAAAAAAUGUAUAGAUCCCAUGGAUGCAUUGGCCAGGUCAGCCGUAAGAUGGGCUAAGAAUUAAAGAAAGGUAUAUGAGAAUAAUAUUCAAGGGAAACUCUGAUCAGUGAUCAUCAUCAUUGUCUACUGAUAUGAGGUGUAAAUAGCUCCUGGAAUUUCCUGCACAAUCACCAGCAGUAUUUUGCAAAUAGCGAUUCUAUUCAAAUUUUCUGCUUUUAGUUUUCGAGUCUUGAUGCCAUUUGCUUGUUUCAGCACAUUCUGUAAGAUUUCAUUAAAUUUUUGUGAAUUUUCCGUGAUGCUAUUGAUUAUCUGAUAGCCUGAAUAAAAAUCUGCAGAAACCAUUCGUCGAAGAUGGUUUGCUCAUGUACUAUACCAAGUGAAGAAAACCGUACGUUCAAUAAAAAGAAAUGUUAAAUCUGCAA